UAUCUCUCUUCGUGCCGGUCCAGAGUGUCAUCUGCGGUUCAUGUGCGGCUCAUUUGAACUUUGACCAUGGACUUGGCCGCCUCGGAGAUGUUGUUCGAUCCGCAGAACCUAUACUACCCGCCAACCCCCGAGUACGACGGCUGCUCAUGGGGGCACCUACCUGUCAGCUCCUGCGAGACGCCCGUCGCCGGCUUCUUUAACGCAGGCUGGACCGUCACUGACCAACACAACCAGCCGUUCGUGCCAGAGUGCACGUCAGCUUAUCUAGCACCAAUUCCCCGGGACUCGCCAGACUCAGAAGUGGCAAAUUCGCCGAGCAGCAGACGAACCAAGGCACGCAACCAGCGCACAGCGUUCACCAAACAACAAAUCAGAGAUCUUGAGUCUGAAUUCGCGCGUUCGAAUUACCUGACCCGGCUGCGACGCUACGAAAUAGCAGUGGCGCUUGAUUUGACAGAAAAACAGGUCAAAGUGUGGUUCCAGAACCGCAGGAUGAAGUUCAAAAGAACAAAACCGAAAGUUACUCCAGUUUCCAACGUGCAGAAGUACGAAGAAGAGGGCUUCAACAAUGACUUCGCCUUUUGAAGAGAUACUUAUUUUUAGCUCACGGUUUCUGUAUUUUAGCCUUAAUUUUCUUGUACAGUAAAAUAAAAUAACAAGUUGUGUUUAUGUUGUGAUCUAAUUC
Molecule: messenger RNA, 685 nt
Organism: Cloeon dipterum
Lineage: Eukaryota; Metazoa; Arthropoda; Insecta; Ephemeroptera; Baetidae
Product: homeobox protein MOX-1-like
Exons: 3
Coding region: 67-585 (172 amino acids)
Biological process (GO): positive regulation of transcription by RNA polymerase II
Cellular component (GO): nucleus
Molecular function (GO): RNA polymerase II cis-regulatory region sequence-specific DNA binding; DNA-binding transcription factor activity, RNA polymerase II-specific
Source: RefSeq, a predicted model, not a curated record